Molecule: messenger RNA, 6921 nt
Organism: Symbiodinium necroappetens
Lineage: Eukaryota; Dinophyceae; Suessiales; Symbiodiniaceae
Source: the annotation of a GenBank genome assembly
AUGGAUCCGUUGACUAGGUCGCGGAGGGGUGGCAACCAUCGGGAGGUGGAAGAGGCUAGUGCAGCCCAUGAUCCGGAUUAUCAAGCAGCCUUGAGCCAGUCGGAGAUCAGUGGGAACUCUGGCGUUGGGGGCAGAGUAGCUCCCACGAAUGGCACUGUUCCGGGGGAGGCAUCCCCGGGAACGCUAGAGAUGGGAGGAGCUGGUGUUCUGGGUCUUCCUCAAGCGAACCCAUUUCAUAGUGAAAGAGUGAAGGCAGAGGUGGAGCUUCUUCGCCAUCGGCCUCGCACCUUGGAUGAUGAUGGUGUUCGUCUGAAGGUGGAGCCUGAUGAAGGUGCCCUUGGGGUACCUACUGGCAGCUUCGAGGGAGAGCCAGACUAUGGGAGGAUGCCGGGAAGCGAAGGCGGGGGUUCCCAGACCGCUCCGCGAGUGGCUCGAGUGGAGCCCUCGGCAGAUGACCUGGCAGCCACUUCUGCGUCUAGAGAUUCUCCUGAGAGACUGACUAGAAGGGAACCAGUACCCCCAUCGGGUGGGAAGGAAACUUGCACGUCGACGUCGAAUGAGGAUGCGGGAAGAAUUCAGCUUCAGGAGCCUCACCGGGAGGGUGAAGCUCUGCACCCUGCUGAUGACCCGCGAGAACUUAUCCCUGUAACUGGGGAUCGCCUGGAGAAACUGGAGGCGUUGUUGAGCCAAGUGAUCGACGAGAACCGGCAUUUGAAGCGCCGACUCGAAGUGACGGAGCGUGAGAGCCGGUCGCAUUCCAGUUGGCAUAGUGGAAUGGCUGUGGAACAGCCUUUCUCUCCAGCGACCUUUGGGCAGCGAAAUGAGUUAAGUGUACAGAGGUUUCCGAAUGUGGAUUUCCCGAGUCAGGUUCGGCAGAUUUUUCAGGGAUUGAGCCCGACGGGGGAUGUAUGGUUUGCAGCGGUAGAGUUAGCGGCUAGCCAGGGCUACAACCGUUGGCUGACGGCUGAGAGUGAGGCGAUGACCUUGAUUGAAGCGCCGGGAAGUGAUCGCCGUGCCAAGGCAGCAGCGCUGCAAACGGCCAAAGCUACGAAGUUGCUUAAGGGUGUAGCGUUGAGGGCGGUUCACGUAGACCCAGAGCUUGAUUUGUCGUGGUUGCGAAGUGCCCUGACCAGCGCGUCAGAUCCGAAUUACUGCCUUAUUGACAGUGGGGCAACCAACGCCCUUCGUCCUGCAUCUGCGGGGGAAUUGGAGGCAUGCAAGGUUAUCAAGGUGGACUUGGUAUCGGGUACCACAGAGCUUAGGAUCAAUAUCUACGGCACACUGCUUCAUGGUGGUACUUGCCAGGUCAUUCUUCCAGCCAGUUAUUUGGUGGAUCUAGGUUACACUAUUUCGUGGAAGAAGAAGGGUUGUAGAGUGAAGCAUGCUAAGCAGGGGACGCUUGAAGUGGUGGUCGUGAAGGGGUGCCCUCUCAUCCCUAAGGAAGUUGGCCUUAAGCUUUUGCGGGAUUAUGAGGGGCGUAAGGCGGGUGAGCCGAUUCUGAGCAAGGCUGAAGUUGGCGAUCUUAGUGGGUCGUUGACAGCUUCAGAAGCUAGGAGUUGGCUUAGAGAUAGGAUCCGAGAGCGUUCGGGAGGAAUGCUUACGGAUGUGGAUCAGCUUGUUUAUCUUCGUGCAGCUUUUCCGGAAGUGCCGAUGCGAUUCCUUGCGAGGGCAUGUGCUCCAGCUUUGGAGUCAGAAGGAACGGAUUGGUCCGAGUUGCUCUGGAACCGACGUCUGAGACGCUCGGUAUCGCGGGCUGAUACCGGAUCAGUUCUUGUGGCCGUGGUGGGUAAGUUAGGUGGUUUCGUGAAGGGAGCCGAGGGACGUGAUCACUUGCAGCUUGGACCCGCUGUUGUGGACGAGGAUGGACUGGUAAGGAAUGCCUAUGGUUUGAAUGUGGCGGAGUUUGAUCAGGGUUGUUUUGGGGCUUCCGGUGUGUUUGGUACGAGGGCCUGGGUCAUGUGGAAGUGGGAGCAGAGUAAGCAGGAGGAGGUGAACGAGAGGAGUUUGCACUCCCUUAGUGUAGAUGUGGCCGGACCGUUUAUCUCGGGACAAUCAUGGGAUGUGGAGUCCAGUGGACGGGAUCGGGGGCAAGGGUAUCGUUACUUUCUCGCGUUCUCUUAUGCUAUCCCUAACGGAUAUGUUCCGGUGGAGGUUGGGAGUGGGGAUGGUGACGAGUAUGAACCGUCGGAAUGUGGGGAAUUGAUGCCUUUGGAGGCCUCAGACAAGGGAACUACUGGAUUAGGUCCAGGGCCUGGUGUGGAGUUGGAGUCUAUAGAGGAAUUCUUUGCGUUACCUGGUGUGGGAUCUGUGGGUGUCAAUGCGGUGACCAGGCGCGUCCGGGGUAAGCGAGGGGAGGAUGAAGGCCCGGUUUCCUCGGGGGAAGCAGAGGUUCCUUCAGGUCAGGAGGAAGGAGUUGCUGUUGGUAUUCCGACGGCAAAGAAGGGACAUCGAGUGAUAAAUCGUUUGGAAUCGACUGGGUUUCCGGUUCAGCGCUACCACGCGGAUAGGGCUAAGGAGCUUAGGGCGGAGUUGUCAGUUCAGCAUUUAAAGGGCUUCGUGCGAAAAUUGUUGUUUGCAGCCACGCUGGAUAAGAAAUAUUGGCCGUUGGCGCUCGUGCACGCAUCUACGCGGAACUGGAUAGGAUUCUGUGAGUCUGUCGGUGUUCCUCAGCCACCUCUUUUGCCUUUUGGAAUGAAGGUUCAAGCUAGAAAAAGGGUUCGGACCGGAUAUCAGUUUCAAUGGGAGCCGCGUACCGUUGAGGGCGUUUAUUUGGGGCACGCGCCGAAUACUCCGGGAGGGCAUUUGGUGUUGGUGCCGCAGGAUGGGGACUUUAAGGUGCUCUUGACUAACACGGUUUACCCUCAACGUGAGAGUAGUGCGGUAGUAAGGAAGCCCAAAUACAGGUUGGUGGGCAAGCGCUCCCCAACCUUUGCGGUUCGGGUCGUAGCGGCUACGUCAUUGUCUGACCUGGGCCAAGAAGCAGGGACCAGGUUUGCACCUGGGGGGGAGUCCCUUAUGAAUUUUGAUAGUGAGUCGGAUUCGGAAUUUGAAAGGGCUCCGGGUGCCUGUUCUUGGGAGUUUGGGGAUAUGUGGGAAGCUGGUUCCGGGACGGGUGUUUUUCUAGAAACUUUCGAAAGCUUUGAAGAGCAGCAGCCUGGGAACCGGGAGAAGGACUACGACUCCUGUGAGACCCGUGGUGACUUCUCGGGAGGGGGUCUGUGGGUUGAAGGUGAUCGUAAUCAAGGAGAAAGAUGGCAUGUUGCGGAAGAGUGGGUUGGCGCUAGUAGAUGGGUGAUUUCGGCGUUUACUCCUAUGGGCGUGUCAGACGUUACGGUUCCUCAGUGGGAUGCUUUAAGGGAUUUGGGGUUUCCGGUUGACAAAGUCAAGGAACAGUUGGAGCAGGGUCUUUCGCUGAAGGCCUGUUCUACUGAAGAUGCCGAGAGUCACACCAUUGCUGUAAGUAAUGUCGAGUGGGUAGUUGGAUUACCUCUUCCGAUUGUGGAUGAUGAGCUGGUUGAGGGUUUAGAAGGCCUUCAUCAGUCGGUUGCUAGGCAAUGUAAGCUCUUAGAGGGUGAACUUUGUGAAGCCCUUGAAGCCACGGAAGAGGUACUCGAGAUUACCCGCCAGCUUAAUCGUGUGGAAUGCUACGGUGAGUGGUUGGAGCAGUGCUUGAGUUUGAGCCGCGGUAGUGGCGAGGUCGCUGUCAGAGCGUUGCAGUCUGAAGUGCCGUUGAAUUCCGAAGAGCCUCUGCAAGAUCAGUUCCUGCAGACCAGAACUGUAGGGCUAGCGGAGGCUAGGUGUAGGGCGGUCUGCUGUGGAAAUUACUUGCCAACCGAGAAGCUGGGACUCAUGAAGGUAGCUCUUACUUUCGCAGCUGGGCGUUCGGGUUGGACUGGAGUCACGAUUGAUGUGAAGUCGGCAUUUCUGUAUGCGUUAGCUUACCUGAAGGAUACGAUUGAGGUUGGAAUUGAUGCCGAGCUCGUAUGCAUGGUGCACGGGGUGCAGGUGGCCGAGGCAGUUUUGCCCCUUGUUCAGGAGCUGGUCGAGAACGACGUAGUAAUUUCUCUUUUAGGACAGUUUCAAAUUGCCGACUUAGGUCUGGCGUUGCUUGCUGCACUACCCCAGGUGAAGGGGCAACCAAGUGGGGAUCAACUUGAGGUUGGGGCUGGUUGGUUGGUUUGGGUCCUGGGUGCCGUUUUUACUGGGGUUGCGUUCUGCUGGGGAUGGUGGUGGAUUCAUGGGACUGCCGGUUUUCCAUGGAUUGAGGUUUUUUGGGGCUGCGCUGCGGGAGAUUCAGAUGGUUUUGGCAAUGAGCCAGGGCUGGAGGCCCAGGUAGAGGUUGCAGCAGAAGAGUCUCCGGCAGAGAGCUUUGGAGAGCCUCAAUUGGGUAGUACUGUGAACGAGCCGCGUGAACCGGAGAGUGCUGUUGAGUCGUCGGCGCCGGGAGAAGCUGUAGCAGGUGAUGUCCCAGAAGGCUCUGGGGAUGAGUUUACGGAGGCAGAGUGGGAGCAAGCCCAAGCGAAAUUGAGAAGCAUGGAGCUGGCCACGGGGUUAACUUUUGUGCAGCGGGCAAGGCUUCGCAGGGCUCUAGCAGCAGGGGGCCUUAUAGAAGUGCCUGUGUUUCAGCAAAGAUAUGGACCUUUACCGUCUUGGAUGGUGGGCCCAGACGUCGGCCCAGUGGUUGGUCCAGACGAAGUAGUCAGCGCUUCGGGGUGUUUUGAUUUAGCUAGGUUUUUGGAGGACCAUGCUUUACAGAUGAUGAGUUUGUUGGGGCAUGCUUCGCCUGAGGUCGUAUGGAUCCAAGUCUUGUCUGUUAGCUUUCAAAGAAGCCCUCAGAUUCGGACGAUUGGGAGGUUUCGGGAUUCAGGUGCCCAGUCGGUGUUGCCUAGUGCAGGUGGAGGGCGAGUGGUGUUUCAGUUUAACCAGGUAGAGCAUGAGAAUGUGUGGACCCCAGUGGCGAUGAUUAUGAAUUCCGGGGUUCAGGUGAGCUCUUUUCUGAUCGGGGGGAGCACAGAGCAUCAGAACUCAUGGGAUUCACAGGUUCAGAUCGGGGGGAGCACAGAGCCUCAGAACUCGUCAGAUUCACAGGUUCAGAUCGGGGGGAGCACAGAGCCGCAGAACUCGUGGGAUUCACAGGUCCAGAUCGGGGGGAGUACGGGGUAUCAGGACCAUCCUAGUCCGGUCGUUCAGUAUGGAGGUAGCGCCAGUAGCACUGAUCCUUGCCCUUUUGUAGGUCCUGUUUCUCAGGUAGGAGGGAGUUCUAGUAGUCAUGGCUUUGCUAAUCCUCAGGAUUCAUGGAGUUUUUGUUAUGAAGAUAUCGCCUCUUCCUUGGAGGACUGUGAAGGGUUCCCGAUGGUAGGGACCUGGACGAAGUUGCACUUUGUGGCUAGUCUGUUGUCUUCGCAAGGGGAGAUCAUCCUUUGGUUUCUAGGCUAUAGGUCCAGAGCCUGGAGACUGCUAAGGGAGGUUUCGAUGGGGGUUCGAUACGCCAUGACAGGAUCGAUAGCCGAAGUCCUCAAGAGGGGACCCUACUUUGUGAUGUUCUCAGGGCCCCAAUGGUGUGCAGCGGUGAAAGAGUUUAUCCUCACUGGCUAUCCGGUAGAGGAGGGUGAGCCUCCUGCUGAAGCCUUGGGACCUUUGUUUCCACUGGUAGUGUGGGCUCCGGGUGUACAUGUUCAUUAUCUGUGGAGGGUUUUAGCGGUAGAUGUGGGUCGUGUGCUGACGUGUCUUGGUGAUAGGGUUCGAGAGUGGGCGUAUCUUGGGUGUUUGGCUAGGGGAUUUCGUAACCGGGUUCUCUAUGCUUUGAUUGUCUGGCUACGUAGAACUGGGAUCCAAAGGGUUGCGGAUGGACCGCAAUCCAUGGAUGCUGCUGAAGCCUAUAUCCAAACUGGGGAGCGAGUAUUUCCGUUUGAAGAGGUAGGAGUAGGCGAAGCGGAGGAUGAUCCUAGUUUAGAUGAGAGACCCUUGGAACCUAGGAGGAAUCUUGCUCCGGUGUUGCGCUUAGCUCCAAUUGCACGAGAGUUUUUCGAGUCGUCAGAGUCUGAAAGUUCGGAAGAAUCCACCACGGAACCAUCGCGGACCUCUUCCGAAGGCCCGAGUGGCAGCAGUGGGAAUGGUUCUAGGAGGGCUCAAUUUGGGGUUCCGGGACCUAGGUAUGAGGUUCGUGAUGGGGUAUUGGCAUGCCCGUAUGGAGAUGAUGUAGUGGUGUUGCCACUGCCGGGUUGGAGUGCUGCAGAGGUAGGCGACUUGGUUCAGGGGCUUAAUGUUGACGGAGAAGAAGCGGCUCAGAUAGGGGUGCCGGAGGCUUGCACCGGGAUCGGGGAUAACUCGUUAUCCGAAGUGCCGGCCCCUGAGCGAAGAUGGAAGAUUGCCUGGGUUCUUGGUUGCGAAAUCUGGAGGCCCCGAAGGUCCCUUGCCCUGUUGGGAUUGCUUGUAGUUUGGAUUCUCUGGAGCUUCCUUCGGACGGCAGUAGCAGGGAAGAUUGAGCCUCGAGGACCUUUCGAAGCGCAGUGUUUGCCUCCACCUGUAAGCUCAGCUUUGCAAGUCCGCUCGGAAACAUCAGAUGUGGUGAACCCGGAGGUGGAAAUUGAUUAUGGGUGUGAUGGUGGUGUACUCUGGGAGGUAAGUAAGGGUGUCUUGCUUGUGCUGACUUGGGAAGUCUUUCGACGUUUGACCGGUAGGAUCUGGAGGACUCGAGGAGUCCCUUGUGGGUCUCAAACCGAGCCUGAUGGUAUCAUUCUGAUGCCGUUGGGUCCUGGAGUUAGGUGCCGAGGCCGUAUUUUAUUCUGCCUCUGGCAUGCUGGCUUUAAAGUCGAUAUUGAGUUGUAUUCGGAGCGGAUUCAGUCGGAGUUCCACAGUUUGGUUGGGACUUAUUUAGCUCGGGUCGAGGAUGGAGGUGUUUCCGAAGAGGACUCUGAUUGA